Molecule: messenger RNA, 1149 nt
Organism: Neohortaea acidophila
Lineage: Eukaryota; Fungi; Ascomycota; Dothideomycetes; Mycosphaerellales; Teratosphaeriaceae
Exons: 1
Coding region: 240-947 (235 amino acids)
Source: RefSeq, a predicted model, not a curated record
UGCGCGAGAAGCGCGAGGGCGAUUUGCUCGUCCUCUACUUCCAUGGCCGAGCGCGCGGACUCGGAGACAAAUGGGAAUGGUAUGUAUACGCUGCCCACUUCACAUCGCAGUCAUAGUGCAACUAAUCAAUCUCAAACAGGUUACUGAGGGCCCAUCCCCGCGGCGCAGUAAGCGCUUACAACCUCGUGCACAAAAUCAACCGCACCCAUGCAGACUGCCUCCUUAUUCUCGACUGCUGGAUGCCAACCCGCGCCCUGAAAUGGAAGCGCAAAGUCGCAACGCACGGCAACACGGAAAUCUUCAGCAAAGGCGAAACAGUCCCCAACGCCCGCGGCAACGUCCCCGCUAUCGACGGAACCUUCAGCAAAGCUCUAAUCAAGAGUUCUCGUGAGUACUUCGACCUCGUCCGUCAGGGUGUCUUCAAGGCUCCAAUGUCAAUCCUCGAGGUCAUGAAGACCGCUGCUGUUGCGCGCAAUCCCCGCCGCGUGUGGUUAAAUGCUCCGAGACACCCGUACAAGGAAAAGAUUACGAGGAUCAAACUCCUGCCGUGGAAGAUUAGGGAGAGUGGAAAGCUGGAGUUUUUCCGCUACCACGUGCAGGAGCUGGAGGAGAGGUUCUGUGGAUACAGAGAGCUUUCGAAGGAGCCUACUCCCCAGGCUGGAGGCGCUGAUGAGCAAGGGGAAGAUGAAACGAUGGAUGAUGGGGGCGCCGAGGCGGAUGAUGAAGGUGUGGUGGCGGAUGUGAUGGAGGAAGGAGAGGAGGAGGGCGAGAAGCUGGAAGCUGGGAGUCAGGGCGACGACAACAAGAAUGACGAUGAUGAUGGCGACGGCAACGCGAGCGAUCAUGAUGGUGGCGGUCUCUUCGUGUCACAACGCGGUGUGUUGCAACGCGGUGUGUCACAAGGCGGGGAACCACUGACUCCCAAGUCACCGAGCCCAGAGUUCUGAGGGUGGGCGGGCUUGAAGGCGUUCGACAACGGAAAACGACGAUUGCGACACAGCAGAAGACGCACAUGGCGCGGAAAGGCAUUGAGAGAAGUGGUCUCAUCUUCGACUCACACGGCAGAGCAAGGAGACUCUGACUCAUCAGAUGGGCGAUUCGGCAUUUUGCGGGGGCACGAGAGGAACCACUCAGGCGGAACAUCGGAGC